AUGGCUGGUACUGUCAGCUUGAGUUCUGAUCCAUGCAUGGACUAUACCUCUCUUGAUGAGCCAUGGAGAGCAACCAUCAACACCAACAACACAAAUCUCCAUUGUGACAACAGAAAUUGGAGGGGCUGGUACCGGCUUUUUUAUCAUGGGAUAAGUGUCCAGAUGCCUGAAUGGUGUGUUGAUAUGAACAGAUGUGGCACCCAUGCCCCUCUGUGGAUCACUAGCCCUCAUCCUCAAAUACAAGAUGGAGUGGUCACUCGGCAGGUCUGUGGGCACUGGAACAACAACUGUUGUCAGUUUGCCUCCUAUCCUAUUCGAGUGAAAGCCUGUCCUGGUAAUUACUACGUCUACGAAUUUGUCAGACCUAUAGGCUGCUGGCUGGCAUACUGUACAGGUUCAGAUGCAUUUUACCCAUUUGGGAUUGGAGACACAGUGAAUGGCCGCAUAGAUGAUGGAAGUUCAUCUGUUAUCUAUCUGUUGCAGCCAUUUAUUUUCUUCGGGCAAACGUACCACCAAAUAUAUGUCAAUAAUAAUGGACACCUGACCUUUAAUCAGGCAUGGUACAGUUAUACUCCAUUUCACUUUCCUGCUCAUUCUGGUAGAGACAUCAUUGCUCCUUUCUGGACAGACAUAGACAACCGUGGAAAUGGAGUUAUCUCCUACCGACAGUACACUUCGGGAAGUGUUCUCAGACAGGCCACGCAAGAUAUAAACCAGUACUUUCCUAAUCUGAGCUUCAAUGCCUCUUUUGUUUUCAUCGCAACAUGGGACAAGGUGGCGUACUAUUCCUAUUCUGGCACGGAAACAUCCUUCCAAGUUGUCGUCAUCUCAGAUGAUCAUUUCUCCUUUAUCCUAAUGAAUUACGGUGUGAUUGCACCAACACAUCGUUCGGUGCAGGCAGGCUAUGACACGAGUGACUCUGCAUACCACUUUUCAAUUCCUGGGUCAUUUCAAUCCAAUUUCACAAAUUUAAGGCACACCAGCAAUGUCAAUGUCCCAGGCAGAUGGGCUUUUCGGACAGACCACGGAUUCAGAGGUACUGUCAGCUUGAGUUCUGAUCCAUGCAUGAACUAUACCUCUCUUGAUGAGCCAUGGAGAGCAACCAACAACACCAACAACACAAAUCCCUAUUGUGACAACAGAAAUUGGAGGGGCUGGUACCGGCUUUUUUAUCAUGGGAUAAGUGUCCAGAUGCCUGAAUGGUGUGUUGAUAUGAACAGAUGUGGCACCCAUGCCCCUCUGUGGAUCACAAGCCCUCACCCACAAAUACAAGAUGGAGUGGUCACUCGGCAGGUCUGUGGGCACUGGAACAACAACUGUUGUCAGUUUGCCUCCUAUCCUAUUCGAGUGAAAGCCUGUCCUGGCAAUUACUACGUCUACGAAUUUGUCAGACCUGUAGGCUGCUGGCUGGCAUACUGUACAGAUACGUUUUACCCAUUUGGUAUUGGAGAUACAGAGAAUACUCGCAUGCUUGAUGGAAGUUCAUCCCUUAUCCACCUAUUACAGCCAUUUGUCUAUUUCGGGCAUACAUACAACCAGAUAUAUGUCAAUAAUAAUGGACACCUGACCUUUGAUCAUCCUUUUAGCUAUUGGAUUCCAUAUCAGUUCCCAGCUAAUGGCAACAGGGAUAUCAUUGCUCCGUUCUGGGCAGACAUAGAUACCCGUCAAAAAGGAACAAUUUCCUAUCGACAGUAUAUAUCUGGCAGCAUUCUCACACAGGCUACUGAAGACAUAAACCAAUACUUUCCUGAUCUGAGCUUCAAUGCCUCUUUUGUUUUUGUUGCAACAUGGGACAGGGUACCGUACUAUCCCACGACUGACACGGCAACCUCCUUCCAAGUUGUUCUCAUUUCAGGUGGUAAUCUGUCUUUUGUCUUAAUGAACUAUGGUGUGAUUGCACCAACAUAUCAUUUGGUGGAAGCAGGUUAUGACACACGUGACUCUGCACACCACUUUGUCAUAACUCGACCAUUUCAAACCAAUUUCACAAAUUUAAGGCACACCAGCAAUGUCAAUGUCCCCGGCAGAUGGGCUUUUCGGACAGAUCAUGGAUCUAGGGGCUGUGUAUUUAAUGGUUUAGCUGUGCAGCAGGGAGACUCCUUCUGGAGUGAUGCCACCUGCCAGCAGAAGUGUACCUGCAUGAACAGGGCCUUGCAGUGCAUCCAUCAGCCCUGCACUUUCUCCCAAGCAUGUCGUCCAGCUGCUUUCCAGUACGCUUGCCAGAAUAUUCCACGCAAAACAUGCACCAUAUCUGGUGACCCUCACUACUACACGUUCGACAACCGGAUAUUCCAUUUCCAGGGCACUUGCACAUACAUACUGUCUGAGGCUUGUGGUGGUGGACUUCCAUACUAUCGAAUUGAGGGCAAGAAUGAGCAUCGUGGUAGCACACAUGUAUCAUGGACACGAAUGGUCAGAGUGUUUGUCUACGGUGAAAACAUUGAGCUGGUCAAAGGUUACAGUUAUCAAGCUAAGGUAAACGGGAGCUUUGCUUCAGUUCCAUUCACCCUCCGUAAUGGCUCAGUUCAGGUUUACCAGUCUGGUUUCUCCUUGGCUGUAAGCACAGAUUUUGGCCUCGUAGUCACAUAUGAUGCAAAUCACUACGUGAGAAUCUCUGUACCUUAUGACUACCAGAAUGCCACUUGUGGCCUCUGUGGCAACUUCAACCACAACCCGGGAGAUGACUUUCGAACACGAGCCGGGGAAAUCUUGAGCUCCGAUGUGGACUUCGCCAAUAGUUGGAGAGUUUCUGGAGACACAGACCCUGACUGCCAGGACGUCAGUUGUUCUGGUCUGGCCUGUGCAGCCUGCAGUGCUGCCCAGAGAAGCCUGUAUAAUAAUGCAGCCCACUGUGGGAUCCUUAGCGACCCCUCAGGCCCAUUCAGCCCAUGUCAUUCUCAACUGGCACCAGAGAAUUUUGUUGAAAACUGUGUAUAUGAUCUUUGUGUGGGUGGUGGUUACCAGCCAAUCCUGUGUCAAGCCCUCAGUGUAUAUUCUGCUCAGUGCCAACAGCUGGGCAUUCAGCCAGAACUUUGGAGAGGACAAGGCUUCUGUGAAAUCCCUUGUCCUGCCAACAGCCACUUUGAGUCCCAAGGCACAGGCUGCCCUGCAACCUGUAACAACCCUACUGCCCAUCUUAACUGCCCCCUACCAAACCAGGAGAGCUGUGUUUGUGAUGGGGGGUUUGUUCGGAGUGCAGGGGAAUGUGUUCCUUCAGCUCUUUGUGGUUGCACCUUUGAGGGCCUUUACUACACAGCAGGCCAAACAGUGUUGUUGGACGAGGACUGUGGGAGACUCUGUGUCUGUAAUCAUGGGGUGAUGAGUUGUUCUGCUCACCAGUGUAGCCCACAGGAACAGUGUGUGAUCUAUGACGGAGAAAGAAGCUGCAGACCCAUCAUGUACUCUACCUGCUGGGUGGAGGGCCUGGGCUCAUAUCGUACAUUUGAUGGACUGACCUUCAGUUACCCUGGGGCUUGCAGCCUGACUCUUGCCAGGGUCAUGGGCCCAUCAUCACUGCCUCACUUCCAGCUCACCGUGGAAAAAGUUCCUAGAGGCAACCAGGGUUUUGCAAGGGUAUUGAGGUUUGAGGCAGAAGGUACACAGAUUUCCGUGGAGAUGGAGGAUGGUGGGAGGACACAGGUGGAUGGUCAGUGGGUUGGUCUGCCCUUCAGUAUUGGCUCUGGUCAGAUUCGCAUCUACCACAGCAGUGUGAGGGGUGUUGUGGUUGAGACAACUUUUGGUGUGACUGUGCGAGCUGACUGGCCGCAUAUAGUUCGUAUCACUGCUCCGGGGACCUACAAUGGCACCCUGGGAGGUCUAUGUGGGAAUCUGAAUGGGGACAUUGAGGAUGAGUUCUACAGCCCAAAUGGGGCUCUGAUGAACAACUCACGGGAGUUUGGAAACAGCUGGAGAGACGGCUCCCUCUCAGCUCAUUGUGAAGAACAGAGAGGCAUCUGGGAGCCAGGACAUUUCCAGAACAAUAGCCAGUUCCAUGAACUCUGCAGCAUCAUGAUCUCACCCAUUGGGCCAUUCUCGCAGUGUAAUAGCAGACUUGACCCUUGGCAGCGGUUUGAGGAGUGCAUUGAGGCUCUGGCAGAAACAGGAGGUGCCAAGGAGGCCCUGUGUGAAGCCUUGCAUGGAUAUACUCUACUUUGCCAACAAAAUGCCCAUCCAGUGGGAGAGUGGCGGAAUAUUACCAACUGUGAGCCCACGUGUCCACCUAACAGUCACUAUGAAUUGUGUGGGACAUCCUGCCCUGCCACCUGCCCCAGUCUAUCCUUUCCAUACCAGUGCACACAAGAUUGUCAAGAGGGCUGUCAGUGUAAUGAUGGACUCUUGCUGAAUGGAGACAGUUGUGUGCCACCCAUGGGCUGCGGCUGUCACCACGCUGGGCGUUAUCGGCAAGGAGGCGAAAGGUUCUGGCAUGGUGAGGAGUGCCAGUCUCUUUGUGAAUGCAAUGGAGCUACAGGGUAUGUUUCUUGCAGUCCUUCUGCUUGCAGUGAACAGGAGACCUGUCGUAUUGAAGAGGGCGAUUAUGGCUGUCACCCUCGUCCCCAUGCCACCUGCGCUGCCUCAGGAGACCCCCACUACUCGUCAUUUGAUGGGCGGGCGUUUGACUUCCAGGGUACAUGCCGCUAUGUUCUAGCAACCAUUUGUAAUGACACUGGGUUGCUACCAUUCUUCAAAGUGGAUGCAAAGAAUGAGCCAUGGCAUGGGCUGCCAGUGUCCAUCACAGUUGAGAUUUUUGUAAAUGUCUCAGGACACAUAGUACACGUAACCCGAGAUAUGCGUGGCACUGUGGAGGUUGACGGAGAGACCAGGAACCUGCCUGUCCUGUUAGAUGGUGGUCGUGUAUCUAUUUAUGCAAGUGGACAGAACACAUUUGUUUCAACUGACUUUGGCCUGAGUGUGAGCUAUGAUGGCUCAUGGACAGUUCAGAUCACAGUCCCUGCCAACUACAGUGGGGUCACAUGUGGCUUGUGCGGAAACUUCAAUGGCCAGCGGGAUGAUGAUUUUCUCACCCAAUCUGGUGAACUUGCUUCCUCUGCUCAUGAAUUUGGAGAGGACUGGAGGGUUGAUGAUGGCAUUCCAUGUAAUGAUGGAUGUGGAGACUCCUGCCCAUCAUGCCACGACCAGACCUGGGCACAAACCCAUUGUGAGAUUCUCAGGGCUGACAAUGGGCCCUUGAGCUUCUGCCAUGACCAUGUAGAUCCUCAGCCCUACAUCAACGACUGUGUCUUUGAUGUGUGUCUCUCUGGGAACAGAGAAGAUGUCCUUUGCCGCUCAAUUCAAACAUAUGUGAGUGCCUGCCAGUCUGUGAAUGCAAGGAUCUACUCUUGGAGAGAAAACACCACUUGCAGAAUGGAAUGUCCAGAAAACAGCCAUUAUGAAGUGUGUGGCACAGAUUGUGGACAUACUUGUGCCAGCAGCAUCGAUGCCAGCUGUGAGCGGACAUGCUCAGAGGGCUGUUUCUGUGAUGACGGCUAUGUGAGGAGUGGUGGACGCUGUGUGCCAGUGGAACAGUGUGGCUGUUUGUACGAUGGAUUCUACUUUGAUAUUGGGGAGCAGUUUUGGACUCCAGGCUGCUCUCAGCGUUGUGAGUGCUUUGCCCCUAAUGACCUGCGCUGCUCAGCUUCAUCCUGCUCCCCAGCACAAGAGUGCACAAUAAGAAAUGGCAAGCUUGGUUGCUAUGGAAACAUGGCCACCUGCACAGUCUGGGGAGACCCUCACUAUAUCACCUUUGAUGGUGCUGUGGUUCAUUUUCAGGGCACUUGCUCCUAUGAGAUUGCUCAGACCUGUGGGAACACUAGCGACAGUGGACUAGCAUUCCGUGUAGUGGCUACCAACAGGCACCGUGGGAACAUGGUCGUGUCCUUUGUGUCUGUGGUGGAUGUGUGGCUCUCUAAUGGUGCAGAGCAGACGCAUAUCACCAUUGGACAAAAUCGGAAAGUGAAGGUUAAUGGAGAUACAAAUGAUUCACCCUCCUUCCUGGUGGGCUCUUUGGUAGAGGUGUCCCAAGAGCGAGGCUUUGUGAUUCUGAAUGCAUCUAGUGAGCUUAUGGUCCACUUUGAUGGUCAUAGCACCCUCCUUGUCAGACUAAGUGCAAAUCAUGGUGGUUCUGUGUGUGGAAUGUGUGGCAAUUACAACGGUAACUCAACAGAUGACAAGGUUCUUCCCAAUGGAGACCAGGCAUCGAGUGAUAUUGCCUUUGGUCACAGCUGGAAAUCGGACACCAGCAGUCCAGGCUGUGGGGCAAGUGACCGAACUGCUGAUGACAACGAAUGCCCCUUUGUGGACGAGUAUACCCAGCUCUGUGCCAUCAUCACCAACACUAGCGGGCCCUUCCAGAACUGCCAUCUGCAUGUUGACCCUGCACCGUACCUCAUGUCUUGUGUGUAUGACCUGUGCCUCUACACACCUGCCAAUGGCAUGCUCUGCUCAGCUGUGGAGGCCUAUGAGGCAGCAUGUUCCGUCUUAGGGCUCCAGAUCCCAGAAUGGCGUGCUGAUCUGCACUGCUCUGUUCUGGAUCCUUGUGCUGAUCUGAACUGUACAGAGGAUGAGUGGUGUGGUGAGAAAAAUGGUGUCUAUGGCUGCUUCUGUAAUGAGGACCUGGAGCGAUCUGACCCUGAAACAUAUGGUUCCAUUGAGUCUUGUGCCAGCAGUUCAGGCUCAAUGUCUCUGUCUCGCUGCCAGCUCUUUGAGGCUGGUUUCCCAGCAAGCAUUCUGCAUCUCAAUGACCCUACCUGUACAGGAACCAUCAGAGAUGGCAGAGUGGAAUUCCAGUUUGAUAACGAUGCCAAUAUCUGUGGGACAACCCUGAUGAGCAAUGGAACCCACUUCAUCUACAAGAACUCCAUCCAGGGUGUGGCAGACUCAGCUGAUGGUCCUAUCAGCAGAGAGAGACGCUUAAAUCUACGUUUCUGCUGUGAAUAUCCGCUCACCCAGUCCCUCUCUAUGAACAUAGACAUCAACCCACUGGAGAGCAUUAUACACAAGAAACUCCCAAGCGGCCAGGGGAGAUACCAGGUGCGAAUGAUUCCCUAUCAAGAUGCAGGGUUUUCUCACCCUUUCACUGGGAGUGUGAAUGUGGAGGUGAACCAGCGAAUCUACGUAGCUGUGCGUGUGGAUGGGGUGGAUAGUCGGCAGAUUUCGACAGUGAUGGACACCUGCUGGGCAACCCCAGUUAAUGACCCUAAUUACCACAUCCGUUGGGACCUCAUCAUUGGAGAGUGUCCAAAUCCUGCUGACAAUACAGUGGAACUGUUGCAAAAUGGUGUCUCCACAACAAGUCGUUUUUCCUUCAGGAUGUUCACAUUCACUACAAACUCCUCCAAGGUCUUCCUCCACUGUAACAUUCACCUGUGUUUGCUGGAGGGCAACGAUUGUACAGCGCACUGUUAUCCUGGAUACCACCAGAGAGGGCGCAGAUCUGUGGACAUCCAUGACAGUAUUUCUCUUUCUAUGGGACCACUGAUAUGGUCAAACGAAAAAACAGAUGUUUUGGAUGUCCAGGUCCGAGAGUUAGUGCGAGUAUCCAAGGCAUCUGGUCUGGGUGGAUCUCUGAUGGUUCUGCUCCUCUCUGUGCUCUUUACCAGAGCACUAAUUUAG
Messenger RNA from Chanos chanos (milkfish), 7608 nucleotides. Its product is annotated as alpha-tectorin. Lineage: Eukaryota; Metazoa; Chordata; Actinopteri; Gonorynchiformes; Chanidae. The transcript has 30 exons. Gene Ontology annotation, biological process: cell-matrix adhesion. The coding region runs from base 1 to 7608 and encodes 2535 amino acids. The record is from RefSeq and is a predicted model, not a curated record.